AUAUUCAGAAAAGACAUAGGAAAGAAUUUUCUGAUUGGUUAAGAUUUGAUGUUGAUAAAUCACUUCUUGAUGGUACUACGUUACCAGAUGAAAUUAUUAUACAUGCACAACGCCCUUAUUAUGAAGUGAGACGUUAUAAUGAGCAUUUGGUCAAUGGAUAUAAAUUUCGAACGCUAGAGACUGAUGAUAGGAGGGUAACUCAGAACAGUGGGGUCAUGGGCUUGUUUGCUCAAGAAUGUUUUUCAAGUACAAGAGAUCAGAACCCAAUUCUAGCUGACAUACUAUAUUAUGGCCAAUUAGAAGAUAUUGUUGAGGUAAUUUACGGGUUUGGUAAACCAAAACAAUGUACUUACACGAUGUUCAAGGUUCGGUGGUGUCCUGCAAAAAAGCAAAAGGAUCAUUAUGGAUUUACACUUGUCAAUCUCCAUCGAGAAGUAUAUACGGAUGAGAAAUUCAUUUUUGCAGAACAAGCUGAUCAGUGCUUCUUCGUGAGAGAUCCGAAUGUCAUAUCUGAUUGGGUGGUUUUGUACAAGGAGCCAAGAUCUGUUGUUCUACCUAAUAACAAUGAAAAAAAUAUUGAAGAAAGUGAAUAUAAUUAUAGUGAACCAAUUGGUUCAUCUGAUGAUGUUUGGCAAGAAUUCUCUUACGCACAGAAUGUGGCGUUGGAUGUAGGUAUGUAAUAUAUAUGUUACACUGC
Molecule: messenger RNA, 697 nt
Organism: Asparagus officinalis (garden asparagus)
Lineage: Eukaryota; Viridiplantae; Streptophyta; Magnoliopsida; Asparagales; Asparagaceae
Exons: 2
Coding region: 216-680 (154 amino acids)
Source: RefSeq, a predicted model, not a curated record